Molecule: messenger RNA, 3918 nt
Organism: Salvia splendens (bonfire salvia)
Lineage: Eukaryota; Viridiplantae; Streptophyta; Magnoliopsida; Lamiales; Lamiaceae
Exons: 13
Coding region: 204-3212 (1002 amino acids)
Biological process (GO): protein ubiquitination
Cellular component (GO): CCR4-NOT complex
Molecular function (GO): RNA binding; ubiquitin-protein transferase activity
Source: RefSeq, a predicted model, not a curated record
CCUGAUUGCAGCUGCAUAAAUUGAUACAGCAUCAAAUCCAACCUCUCCUCUUUUCUCACUCUGACUACAGUAUUCUUUGUUGCUCUCUCAAUUAACUCUACAUCGUUGUGCCACUCGCAUCCUUCGUUUCGAUCCAAUCAUCCAUUGUAAGUCCCCUAUCACCGAAUCUCAUCUAUCUGUCUGGAUCGCUCCAUUAGCCGCAGAUGCCAACCAUGAGCGACGAAGGAGAGAAGACUUGCCCCCUCUGUGCUGAGGAGAUGGAUUUAACCGAUCAGCAGUUGAAGCCUUGCAAGUGUGGCUAUGAGAUUUGUGUUUGGUGUUGGCAUCAUAUUAUGGAUAUGGCUGAGAAAGAUGAGACUGAAGGGCGCUGUCCAGCAUGUCGUACUGCUUAUAACAAAGAAAAGAUUGUUGGAACAACUGCAAAAUGUGAAAGACUGGUGUCAGAGAUGAGUGUGGAGAAAAAGGUGAAGUCACAGAAGGGAAAGAGCAAAGCCUUGGAAGGACGGAAGCAACUUGGCAGUGUACGAGUCAUUCAGAGGAAUCUUGUGUAUGUUGUGGGUCUGCCACUGAAUUUUGCAGAUGAUGAUCUACUUCAGCGCAGAGAAUAUUUUGGUCAGUAUGGGAAGGUGCUGAAGGUGUCAAUAUCUCGAACAGCGACUGGGACUAUACAACAGUUUGCAAAUAGUACAUGCAGUGUAUAUAUAACAUAUUCAAAGGAGGAGGAGGCAGUCCGAUGUAUUCAGCUGGUACAUGGAUUUGCUCUGGAUGGUAAACCUUUGAGGGCAUGCUUUGGGACCACAAAAUACUGUCAUGCAUGGCUGAGAAAUAUGCCUUGCAGCAAUCCAGAUUGUCUGUAUUUGCAUGAUAUUGGCUCACAAGAUGAUAGUUUUACGAAGGAUGAAGUCAUAUCUGAACACACAAGGAGUAGAAUUCAACAAGUCACCAGUUCCUCAAGCAGUAUCCAACGGCGUUCAGGAAAUGUAUUACCUCCUCCAGGAGAUGAUUACUGCAAUAAUAACAGCUCGACUUCUUCGGUGAAGCCUUUGGCUAAAACUGCUAUUAAUACAAAUAAUUCAGUACCGAGUACUAGAAAUUCUCCACCAAGUACUAGCUCAGGGAUAUCUGCUGCUCUACCAGCUGGAGCGUCAUGGGGCAUACGUCCAUCUGGUAAUCAAUCUUUGCUGACAAGCACAUCGAGUUCCAUCAAAGCACCCAAUCAGAAAAAUGAUACGUGUAAUGGUCCCGCAGCAUUUUCUAAAUCAGCCCCAAGUCAAGUUUCUUCACUUCAGAAUGGCACUGGGAAGAAAAGGGUGCCCAAUGAAGGAAGCACCAUUUCUCUCGAGAAAAGUAAAACAGAAACUUCUGGGCCAGUAAAAAAGGAAGCAAAUACAGAUGGAAGUGUUGUUUCUGACACUUCCUUUACACCUGCAUGCAUCACCAGUGUGCCCUUGAGCAGCCAGUGUCAUAGCCCACCUAGAACGAGAUCACUUCUAAAUACUUCUAAUAUAGUUGAUUCUUCUGCUUCAUCUAACGGACUUGUAUCAGAUAAAGAUCCUAUGGACUACAUAGACAAUAACAUGGAGAAUGUGUGCUCUGAUGUAUUAUCAUUGAGCAUUCAAGAAAAUCAACAUUCACAAAAUAACAAUGUGGAGCAAAUUAGAGAAUCAUCAGUUUGUGAGACUUCUGGAGAAGUUAAGAAUAACACUGAUGUGGUACACAUUGGAAGUGUCCAGUCUGAUUCUAGAUUGGGAAGGCCUGAUGAAGUAACUAAAAUCGACUUGCCUGAACUGGACAAUGAUUUGUUAUCUUUUCAUAGCCCGAGGAUUAAGGAUCCUGAGAUUGCUUCCAGUAGAACACAAGAUAUUUUUGAUGCACUUAAUCUUAAACGUUCUGAUUUUCUUUCUCCUGCAUUUGACAAUGCUAAUGGUUUAACUGGCAUUGGUUUUAAUAGCCAGGCUGUGCAUAAAAGUGGUAACUUGAUGGUUUCAAGUUCUAAUUCUCCAAGUGUGUUUCUGGAGAAUACAUUCAAUAAUGGUGCUGAAAAUUCCACUUUGUCUCUGAGAAAAGAGAACAUGUCUCAGCUUGCGAGAUAUGAAACUGAAGUAGGCAGUGGUGUUCCGGCUAUUGAUACGGCGGAGAGAAGCAUCAUAUCAAAUAUUUUGUCACUGGACUUCGACUCAUGGGAUGAGUCUGUAAGUUCACCUCAGAACCUGGCUAAGUUGAUAAGUGAAACUGAUAAACGGCAGGGGUCUUUUGGAGCACCAGGGUCCUGGAAAACUCAGAAUAGCAGUCAAUCAAGAUUUACAUUUGCUAGAGAGGAGGAAGCUAUGAGCCAUUUGCCCGAACAAUCUAUUGAUUACCAUGAACAAGCCUUGAAGCAGCAUCUUUUUGGCCAUAAUUUCUCAGGCAGCAACAGAUUCCAUGUUGAGAAGUUUGUUAGUACUAACGGUUUACCUGUUUCCAGUGGCACAGAACAAGAUUAUUUUGCUAACAAUGUUUCUCAUUAUUCUUCCAACAAGCUUCCUAUUUCAAGACCUCAUGUAUCUGCACCUCCAGGAUUUUCAGCGCCUAGUAGGGCAGCAGCACCUCCAGGCUUUACUUCUCACGCUCGGACAGAGCAAUUUUUUGAAUCACACUCUGGAAAUCAUGCGCUUGAGGCUACCUCUUUAUUAAGAAAUCAGUAUCAAACAGCCCCAAGUGGUGAUACUUAUUCUAAUGGUGAUAUAGAAUUUAUGGAUCCUGCAAUUUUGGCUGUUGGCAAAGGGACAUUUGCAAGUGGCAUCAACAAUAUGGGCCUAGACAUAAGAUCCAAUUUUUCUCCACAGUUCAAUACAUAUGAUGAGGUCAGAUUCCAGUCAAUUUUACAAAGAUCUUUUCCUCCACAACACAACCAAAGAUUUGGUGACCUGGGCAACAAUCUUUCGACCCUUGGUGAUAUUCAUGGAAUUCCUUCUAGGGUUGCCGAGCAGACACUAACCAAUAAUCACUCUCCAUUUUCUCAAUUCAGCCUUCAUCAGUAUAGAAAUGGAGCAACUUCUAAUGGUCAAUGGGAUGGGUGGAAUGAAUCCCAGAGUAGGAAUAAUUUGAGUAUAGAUGAACUGCUCAGAGCCGAGCGUUUGAGACUUAGCAGCAAUAUAUACGGUGGCUAUGAAGAAUCCAAGAUGAGGAUGCCAGGUUCCGGCAAUAUAUACAAUGGAGCUUAUGGGAUUUGAUUCGAAGAUUAUUAUAUCAGUGGUGAAAUAGAUGAUCAUAUCCGACCUUGAUGCCUGACGUCCUCCUUUUGAAUGUGGUGCCUAUGAAACUCACAACAGUUCACUCUGACACGAUUAGUCUGACUCCACUACUUUCAGGUUGGUGUUGGGUUAAAUCUUCUCACAUGGAGUCCAGAAACCAGCAGGUAAACUUUUGACUCUUUUUAGUUUCCUUUGAUGGGUGGUUAAUAUCUACAAUAAAGUGGUUUCGGUCUCAUUACAUUUAUGAGUUAUGUGAAGAGGUGGAAAAACUGAUUUCUAACGUUCAGGAACAACAAUGUGGCUGGAUCCUUGUUCAGUAAAAUUAGUAAUCACUCUGCCUUGGUUAAAGAUGUCACACUUGUUGUGUGGCACAAGAUAUUAGGAGCUGUUGCUUAGUAGAGAAAAAAUGUAGUUGAAUGUUCUCAUAGAGUGAGAAAAAGUUAAUUGAAGUGUUAAUGACGAGAGAGAAAAUGUAGCUGAAUGUAUUAGUGAUGCUUUGUUGGGAUGUACUAAAAAAAGAAAGUUAGAUAUUUGUUGCAGGAUGGAGCAAGUAGCUAAAACUCAUAAUUUUGAAAUACAGCACUAAUGAUAAACGCUCGAGUUUGAAGAUAUAUAACUUUGGCUAAACUCUUGACAGAAUCCCAUUGGUUUCGACUUUUAUUAAUGGCAUGGUGAUCUUUUCCUA